AUGGACCAAGGCGAGCCCAUCCAGUCCUUUACGGACCAGGAACUCGAAGAGCUUGCCCUUCUACGGGUUAGGGUGGGUCAGAAACCCCAAAUCCACGCAAUAAUUGUGCGCGAGGCACAGAGGAUUCUAGAUUGCCGCCUCAUCCUAGACACGGUCAACCAAUACGUCUUCUCACCUCAAUACCUACGGUUGAUGUACUACGCCCUGGAAGAAAGAUGGGCGGUCCUGUUGGACCUCAUUGAUGCACUUCGGACCCAGGAAGAACGGGACGACGAGAUGCUCGGACUGUGGCAGGAGUGA
This is a messenger RNA of Penicillium mononematosum, 300 nucleotides long. RefSeq lists its product as uncharacterized. The record is from RefSeq and is a predicted model, not a curated record. The transcript has a single exon. NCBI's taxonomy places the organism in Eukaryota, Fungi, Ascomycota, Eurotiomycetes, Eurotiales, Aspergillaceae. The coding region runs from base 1 to 300 and encodes 99 amino acids.